Messenger RNA from Dunckerocampus dactyliophorus (ringed pipefish), 6894 nucleotides. RefSeq names its product ankyrin repeat and BTB (POZ) domain containing 1 (gene abtb1). The record is from RefSeq and is a predicted model, not a curated record. The coding region runs from base 525 to 1670 and encodes 381 amino acids. Gene Ontology annotation, cellular component: ubiquitin ligase complex; cytoplasm. Gene Ontology annotation, molecular function: protein binding. Lineage: Eukaryota; Metazoa; Chordata; Actinopteri; Syngnathiformes; Syngnathidae. The transcript is spliced from 12 exons.
AUACUGGGGGAUGCCCAACCUUGUUAGCGCCUCAUUUUCAAAGAAUAGCAGCCUUUGACCUGGAGCUAAAGCUAAUGCUACAUACAUCGGUUCGAGAAGUACGGCAGGAGGGUUGUUAGCCAAGAAGGGCUUGCUGGCAACUGAACCCGACGCUUGACGUUUAACGUUAAUGGGUUACUUAUAGGAUGCAUUGUGUGAUUCCCAGCGUAGACAUAUAUAUUUGUACUGACAGCUGUAUAAUGCAUGUUUUGUGUUAUUUAAUGUUGGUGGACACUUCUCCCUCCACUGGAACAUGAUACCUCGUCGAACAAAGAGACGUGGACCUCAAUGUAAGAGAUAAAUGGGACAGCAGCCCCUUGUAUUAUGCCUGUCUCUGUGGCCACGAGGAGCUUGUCCAGUACCUACUGGCAAGUGGUGCCAAAUGUGAGGCCAACACAUUUGAUGGCGAGCGGUGCCUGUACGGCUCAUUGAACGACUCAAUCCGACGACUGCUCAAAGAGUACAAGUGUGUCAGUGUCCGCGCCAUGCAACGGGAUGAUUUUAACUACUUCCUGCACAUGUUGUUGGAGCAGGGACAACACAGUGACAUCCAGUUCCUCGUUCAUGGACAGACCUUCACGGCCCAUCGUUGUGUUCUCUGUGCACUGUCGGAGUACUUCACGGAAAUGUUUGCGACGAAAUGGAAGGACAAAACCUUGAUCAUCCUCAAACAUCCUCUGAUAAACCCUGCAGCCUUUGGAGCCAUCCUGCAAUAUUUAUAUACAGGACGUAUGGAUGUUGAUGUGAGCCUUGUAGAUGACUGCAGACGACUUGCUAAGCAGUGCAAAAUGACAUAUCUCAUUGAGGAGCUGCAGAUCAAAUGCAAACAGGUGUAUGAAUUUGUUUCCAACAAGCCAGGUAUCUGUGUGAAGGUUCUCAGCCUAGAGCCUCACAGCUGCCAGCUGCAGGAGGACUUGGCCCAGUUGGCAGACUGUGCAAUGCCUCAGCAGCUCAGAGUUGGAUUUGGGGAACUUCCCUUUAACAAGGUGGACCACUUGCCCACCUAUCCUGACGUGUGCUUUAGAGUCGAUGGCUAUGAUUUCUUGUGUCAUAAGGCAUUUUUCUGUGGACGGAGUGAUUACUUUAAAGCUUUACUGGAGGACCACUUCAGCGAGGGAGAGCAACUUCUACACCAGCCCAGCACACCAGUGAUAACUCUGCACAACAUCUCCCAUCAGAUCUUCAUCCACAUCAUGUAUUACAUCUAUAGCAACGACACACAGCUCACACGGGACAACGUGUUCGACAUCCUUUGUAUGGCUGACAUGUACCUGCUGCCGGGGCUGAAACGCUUGUGCGGGAAGACCCUCGCCCAGACCAUAUGUGAGGACAACGUUCUGUACUUGUGGAAGACGGCCAAGCUCUUCCGGCUCUCUCGGCUGGAGGAUCAGUGCACAGAGUUCAUGGCCAAAAUAAUUGAGCUGCUGGUGGAGAAGGAGGAGUUUGCUGAGAUGGUCAAGGAGGAUGCUGCUUUGCUGGAGAAGCGACACGAGACCGACUCCGUCCCUCUGGUGGAUGACAUCCGUUACCACAUCGCCAGCAACGUGCAGACGUACAGCGAGAUCGAGGAGGCCAAUCAGAAGCUGGAGGCCUUGGAGGAGCUGCUGUCCAGCAUUGAUAUUGACUGCUGAAGGUUUGAAGGGCUGGGUGCUAUUUGCAUGGGAAAGAACGUUUGUUUCUGUGGGUUUGUAAAUGUAUUUAAUCUCCAGCGUAUUGUUACAGUAGAUCUAUUUAUCUUUUCAAGGCGCCCCAUAUUUGUGUUUUAAACUUUCUUCAACAUUAUUAAGCACAUUAUUCGACAUACUUGCGUCUUUGCUUGCAAAAUUCUAUUUUUUUGCAAAUACUUCAUGAUUAGUUUAAACAUUUAAACUAAUUUGACCUCUAAAUAGUUUAGCAACCAGAUUAUAAAUGGCAACUGCUUUCAGUGCAAUUUGAUUUUUAAUCCUAAAUUAAAUUCAUAUCAUUUUAUAUUUUUAUACUGUUUUAAUAUUUUUAAGUACUGACUGCCCGAUAGGAUAAGGAAGGUAAAUCUACCACUUGAAAAGCGAGUUUUGUUUUGUCACAGCUUUGUCUCUUGGUAAAACAAUGUAUUCUUGGUUUGGGGAAAUAAAUAUUCUCUAUUGCAAAAAAUGGAACUGAGCGUUUUUAGUCUUGAUGUACUGUAGUUCAAAUGUAUACCAACAGAUGACGCUGUUUCUCAGCUUUUUGGUAGCGCUGCAUUAAAGAAGACAGCUGCUACAUGAAAGUGCUUUGAAAAAUACAGUUGGUCCAACAUUUGUAACAAUAUACAUUACAUUUAAAUGAUUUAAUUUCCCUGAGAUUUACCUAAACCUGAAGCAGCCUUUAUUUCUUGUUCAGGUUGAGUUUUAGAUCAGCGGCUGUGAUUAGGCCACAAGUACAGUUUCCACAAGUGUCAGUGAACGAAACUCUUGGAUUCAAGGCGCAUUAAAACCAGAAUAAACAGCACCAUUAGUUAUCAUCUCAGCCAAGGCUUGACUCUCGUCAAAUGUUUUAUAGUUGCUAUGCAACUCAGAUGGGUUUGGUCGAAGGUGAUAAGGGUCUGAUUUAUUAGCUCUUCACAGAUAAGUAUUUAUGCAUUGCUUAUAUUUAUUAUACUUGCUCUAUUGUGAUGUAAUAUAAACCAACCUACUUCUAUACAACUGCAGAAGAAAGGACUAUGUGGUCAUUUUUAUAGCUGUAUAACUUCAGUGUUUGUACACUUUGCAUGCAUUAAUUGCACAUAGUAUGGUUGUAUUUAUUUUCCGUUACAUAUAACCCUUCCCCUAGUGUACUUUUACCUCAUCUUUGUCAAAUAAUUCCCUUUAUGAAACUGUUUAUUGUUAAAUUAAUACAGGUAUGCUAUAACUCAAAUCACAUCACGUACCAAUGUGUCAUGACAUUUACCAAAGAGUCUGCACUAGCAUCUAUUUAAACUGCUAUAUUUAGUUUUCCCCGUUACCAAAACAUGGCUCACAUUCUCUGUCGCAUGUCCAGUACUGUCCUGAAUAAUGUAUUGCACUGACAAUUUCCAUGUGUUUCCAGACAAAAAAUUACUCAAAGAGGGCAGCAAAGGAUAACAUCUCUUGGCUCCUGACUCAUGCAUCUGCGUGACUCAGAGAGUCUUCACAGUGACAUCUGUCUCCUUGUAUAUACUGUAUGAAUAUGCAAGGUUACAAAUUCAAUUGGAACAGCUCUGUAGUGCACUCAUUUCUGCAAUAUCACAAUGUGCAUCAUCUGCCUUCAUUUGAGCUGGAUUCCGUACAGUCAGAGACAUGAAUGUGCCUUUAGGGGUACAGAGGCUUGCCACUAGUCCAUUCAAAGGUCCUUUACACCAUUCACACUUGACUGAGCCAUAAAAGAUCCAAUCAGGACCUAGUUGGGAAUUUUGCUCAUAGUUGAAAAUAAAUUUAGGGAGUGAUUCACCGUGAUGCCGGGGUGGGCAACCAUUUUGGGUUCUAAAAUUUGGUUGGGGGGGCUGGGCUAUAUACGUAUAUGUAUAUACAGAUGUAUAGACAGUGGUGUAAAAAAAGUAUUUGCCUUCCUGAUUCCUUUUUUUUUGUGCAUGUCACACUUAAAUGUUUCAGAUCAUCAAACUAAUUGAAGCUAAACUUACCAUUCAAAAUUGCCGUUUUUGUCCAUUUCUGCUCAGUAUUUGUUCCCCCUUGUGCCUCGUUAAUUGCGUGUCAAAAAAAAUAGUGGCGUUAAAGGGAAUUUCCAUUAACACGUUAUUAACGCGUCAACUUUGCCAGCCAUAUACACAUAUCCAGGAAGAACUCCGAGAAUGUUUUGUUCUUAUUCCAGUAGCCAGUAUCCUGGUUCCCCAUCACCUGGCGCUGACCUUGUUGAAGCGGGUAACUUCUGAGCCGGUAUGACCCUUAUCAUUUGUUGAAUCGCUCAUGUGAGGUGUCGGCAUGUAGCGUGAAGGGUCUUUUCUAAGGACCCCCCUGGGUGUUAUCACCAGCAGGGUGUAAGACGCUGGGCAUACAUGGAGCAGCACAACCAGGUAGCAGGAAUAGUUUACCGGAACAUCUGUACGAAAUACGGACCGGAGGUCCAAGAAUCAAAAUGGCAGACACCACCAAAGGUGGUUGGUUGAGAACAACCAGGCCAAGAUCCUGUGGGACUUCCAUGUCCAGACUGACCAACUGGUGAUGGCCAGCCAGCCCAACAUAGUGGUGGUGGAUAAACAUCAGAAGACAGCAGUGAUGAUGGAUGUAGCAAUCCCGAAUGAAUGCAACAUCCUGAAGAAGGAACACGGAAAGCUGGAGAAAUACCAACGGCUGAAGGAAGCACUAGAGAAAAUGUGAGGUGUGAAGGAAACAGUGGCGCAGUGGUGAUCAGGUAACUCUCAAGCUGGGUGGAUGGCUACAGCAAAUACCAGGAACAUCAUCUGACAUCUCGGUCCAGAGGAGCGCAAUACUGGCACCCUCAGCCUCCCUGGCCUCCGGUAAAAGACCCGAGCUUGAAGGAGAUACCGCCUGGGUGGAUGAGAAAACUAUAUACAGUAUACACUAAGUCCCCAACUAACGAACACAAUUGGUUCCAGACGACCGUUCUUAAGUCGAAUCGUUCUUAAGUCGGGAAAAAGGUAAUAUUAGCAAUGAUAUAGGUACUACAUGUACGUGUAUACAUAUACAGCAUAUGCGUAUGUAUGUAAAUAUGAGUUUGGAUGCAGUAGUAAUAUUAAACAAGGAUAAUUAAUGAAAAAAACAAUAAUAAAAGUGAUAUAAUAAUACGUAAUGAUAAAUGUUAUUUACCUUUGAAGAGGAGUGACCGAGGACAAGGACAAAUUGUCGUCGUUAGGCUCUUCUAAAAGAGGUAGUGUUCCGUGGGUGGUGUAGAAUUAUAAGCAGGCCUAUUAACUCUUCAUAAACUUUAAUCACAAGCUGUGCCGGGUUGCAUCGUACAGCUACAAUUUAGCUUCCAUGUCUUCUUUACACUCUCUCCCCACCGUCCUCCGCUACCUGCUGGUCCCAUUAGCAGUGUCACGGGGCCCUCUACUGGUCAAGCAGGUAGCAGUAUAAAUAUGGAGUUACUACAAGGCAAAAUAUAUGCACAGCUAAAAUUUUGCUUUUCUUCAGUCUCCUCCCACUGGUCUUAAUCGCCUGUUGGUCCCAUUAGCAGUGUCACAGUGCCCUCUACUGGUCAAGCAUGUGAAAUAUGGACUUAAAUAUAAAUAAUUAUGGGCUUAUAAGGCAAAACACAUGAAAAAAUAGACCAGUUGGCUUGUGUUCUUGUCUCUGAUGUUUGUUAGUAGGGGACUUAGUGUAUACUGUAUGUGUGUGUGUGUGUAUAUAUAGAGCGAGAGAGAGAGCGAGCGUGAGAGAGAUUUUUUUUUUAACAACUGAAAAAGUUGGGCAAGCUGGAUUAAAAAGCUUAACGGGCUGUAUCAUUUUUUUUUUCAAUACAAGUAAAACCAAGCACAAUUUGAUGUGGAAGUACGGUCAGCCAGUAAGGAUCACUGCUGUGCAGCACUGAAUGUAAUGCAAAGUUAUACACAGCAGAGAAUUUUACUGGGAACAUGUUCGCAUAAAGUGUUUAUAUCUGUAUAUGCCAUUUCAACAUCGACCAAAAAUGGCAUCUCUGUCUUAAAUUGUUUUUGUUAAAGGGAUGUUUGAAUUAUCUUACUUCACCACUCGGUAUUGCCAAUAUGUUCUCAUUGUGCUUUCAUCCGAUUGCUUAUAGCAGGGGUGGGCAAGCUUUUUCCAUCAAGGGCCAUCCACCCAUCCAUCCAUCCAUCCAUCCAUCCAUCCAUCCAUCCAUCCAUCCAUCCAUCCAUCCAUCCAUCCAUCCAUCUUCUUAUGUUUAUCCAAAAUCAAGUCGCAGGGGCAGCAGCCUAAGCAGGGAAGUCCAGACUUCCCUCUCCCCGCUACUUCGUCCAGCUCCUGCGGGCAGAUCCCAGUGCGUUCCCAGACCAGUCGAGAGACAUAGUCUCUCCAAGGUGUCCUGGGUCUUCCCCGGGGCACGUUGUGCCAAAAACAGGAAACGGAAAAUCAAAAUAAGUGCACAAAAUAGCAAAUGAUAUGAAAAUUAAAGAAACCCAAAACUAAGGACCAACCUGUCACAUGCAACAUGACAUAAAGCACUGGUUAUGCGAGGGGAGAAAAAGGCGUCUUCCUUCAAUACUUCAAUACUAAUCUAAUAUCACAUCUCAGAAAGAAUCACUCAGAAUCACAUGCAGUGUUUUGCACUUUUUCUAUAACUUGUAUUGCAUAUUGCUGUGUUUGUCUUAUUUAACACAAACUGUGUUUACUGUAGUUUGCGGGUAGAGCUGCUGCAGAUAUUGUUUUUUUUAUAUCGGUAUCGAUAACAACGAGCUGGACAAUAUAAAAUAUCUGAUAUUGGUAAGAAAGCCAAUAUCGACCAUCGUGAGCUAAAAUCAAUAAUAUGUUAAGAAGUUAGAGUAAUCCCUCGUUUAUUGUGGUUAAUUGAUUGAUAAAUGAAUUUCCAAAGAAGGAUUCCUUAUUUUUAAAUGGAAUAUUUUUGUAGUUAGAGCAUAAAAAAUCUGUUUACAACCUUCUAAAUAUGGUUGUUAACAUUAUUAGAUCCCUCUGGACAUUAACUAACACCCCUAUAGUCACCUUUACACUGGUAUUACCCAAUAUAGUAGACAUAAUAAGAGUAAAUAAGACAUUUAAGACAUAAAUAAGACUCUUGCUGUGUGUGUUGCUAUAAAUUCUUUCCUAGGGGAGCGAAGUGGCGGAUGGACAGGAAGUGACAUUGGGGGUUCAGAGUUGAGUUUUAGCUUGGCUUUGAUUACUGCAGCAACAGUAGUCCAUGGUUUUAUUAGGGAUUAUUGUUCCUGUUGUGAGAUAAUUCCGACCUUCAAUAAAAGCCUGAUGUCAGCACUGGUGU